UCUAACAGGUUACAGUUUCACCUGCAUACUUCCAUAGACGAACAUAAACGGGGAAAGGAGAACGCAUGAUGAGAGAUGAUUAUGAAGACUCUGUGAGGAGAGAGAUGUCGGACCACAAUAAGGGAUUAUUUGAGCGCAUGCCAUAUGUCAGACCCAUAGCGCUCGGCCUCUCAAUGGAUCACCAGAUCGCGCACUACAAGGACACGUUUGGACUGCCCUUUCCCCUGGACACAACAACCUACCUGGAUCCUGUGUACGGUCAGAGAUUCUCAGGGAGUCUCUCAUAUUUCCCAUUCCACAGCCACAUCGGUGUAUAUGACUAUUCAUUCGAACCAGCGUUCAUUCGAAAAAGGAACGAAAGGGAACGGCAGCGAGUGCGCUGUGUAAACGAGGGUUAUGCACGGCUCCGGGAGCAUCUUCCCCAAGAGUUCGAGGACAAAAGACUCAGCAAAGUGGAGACACUGCGUGCUGCAAUAUACUACAUAAAACACUUGCAGAGUCUGUUAGAUGUCAAUUUGUCCAGUGGUGGUGGGAUAGUUGAAAUGUCAGCUGGAGAGAUGCGCAGCGGUGCGCCGGUGCCAAAGAUGACAGAAUGCAACAGCGACGGCGAAUCAAAGAACAGCGACAGUUUCUAGAACUGUGUAAAACGAAUUAACUGUAUUUCAUAUCACUUUAUGCUAUCCUUGUUGAGGUUUGGUCAGAGAAAUUGACAUGAGAGUUAUAUUCAUGAGCUGUGUACUCUAUCAUUAAUUUCAAUUAACAUUUUGAUCACUUGAUUUUGACAAAAAGUAACAAGACAGUGCAUUUUGACAAUGAACACCGUGGACUCUGUAAAGCCUGCUAUCAUAUACUAAAUUAGUCAAGAAAUUAAGAAUUAAGUUGGGCUUCUUCUAAAGGAUUAGGGCUUGCCUUUCAUUAACUAGUAGAAAACAGAUAAUUCAGUCUACAAUCAUUCCUGUUAUAGAUUAUGGCGAUAUUAUAUACAUGAAUGCAGCUACCAGUGUUUUGAAGCCAUUGGACACAAUAUAUCAUAGCACACUUCGUUUUAUAACAUCUGACAGUUUUGACACUCACCACUGCAUCCUUUAUAAAGUUGGUUGGACCUCGCUAAAAACACGUAGUUCACUUCAUUUUUCUGUGUUUGUUUAUAAAGCCUUACUCAAUAAACUACCAAUUUAUUUAACAUCAUUGUUGAAAUAUAGAAACUCGGAUUACAACACUAGAUCACAGGGUUGGUUAAUGCUGGAGACUCCACCUGUAUCCACAAUUGGCUAAAUCUGCUUUUUCCUACCAGGCCCCUAUCAUGUGGAAUAAUCUCCAAGUAACGUUUCAUUUGGAUGUGUUGUUGUCUCAGGGUCAGUUUAAGAGAAAGGCUAGGGAUUUUUAUAUUGA
Molecule: messenger RNA, 1392 nt
Organism: Coregonus clupeaformis (lake whitefish)
Lineage: Eukaryota; Metazoa; Chordata; Actinopteri; Salmoniformes; Salmonidae
Product: achaete-scute homolog 4-like
Exons: 2
Coding region: 66-635 (189 amino acids)
Biological process (GO): regulation of transcription by RNA polymerase II; developmental process
Molecular function (GO): DNA-binding transcription factor activity, RNA polymerase II-specific; RNA polymerase II transcription regulatory region sequence-specific DNA binding; protein dimerization activity
Source: RefSeq, a predicted model, not a curated record